Molecule: messenger RNA, 1416 nt
Organism: Syngnathoides biaculeatus (alligator pipefish)
Lineage: Eukaryota; Metazoa; Chordata; Actinopteri; Syngnathiformes; Syngnathidae
Product: acidic mammalian chitinase-like
Exons: 11
Coding region: 1-1416 (471 amino acids)
Biological process (GO): chitin catabolic process; carbohydrate metabolic process
Cellular component (GO): extracellular region
Molecular function (GO): chitinase activity; chitin binding
Source: RefSeq, a predicted model, not a curated record
AUGACAAGGCUUACAUUACUUGCCGGCUUGUGUCUAGUGAUAUGCCAGCUAGGAUCUGCGACCAAAAUGGUGUGCUACUUCACAAACUGGUCCCAAUAUCGACCUGGUGAGGGGAAAUACAUGCCACAAGAUGUGGACCCCUUCCUGUGUACCACACUGAUCUAUGCCUUCUCUAUCAUCAACCACAACAAUGAACUGGUAACAUAUGAGUGGAAUGAUGAGGUUUUAUACAAAUCUUUCAACAACCUCAAGACCAAGAAUCCUCAUCUUAAGACACUCCUGGCUGUUGGUGGAUGGAACUUUGGUUCCCAACAGUUUUCCAUCAUGGUAUCCAAUCCAACUAACCGUCAGAAAUUUAUCCAGUCUACAAUAAAAUUCCUGAGAACUCAUGGAUUUGAUGGUCUGGAUCUGGACUGGGAGUACCCAGGAGCUCGUGGAAGCCCUCCAGGUGACAAGCAGAAGUUCACUUUACUCUGCAGGGAACUUGUUCAAGCUUAUGCUGCUGAAGCCAAGGCCACUGGUAAUACUCAGCUAAUGUUGACUGCUGCUGUGUCUGCUGGAAAGGGGACAAUUGAUGGAGGAUAUGAAAUUGCAGCGAUUGCCAAGGAAUUGGACUUCAUCAAUGUGAUGACCUAUGACUUCCAUGGAACUUGGGAGCGGUUCACUGGUCACAACAGUCCUCUGUUCCGUGGCUCCCAGGACUUUGGUGACUUGAUCUACUUCAACACCGACUAUGCUAUGAAGUACUGGCGAGACAACGGUACUCCAGUGGAGAAACUGAGGAUGGGUUUUGCUGCCUAUGGUCGUACUUUCCGUCUGACAUCAGCAAACACCGGAGUUGGUGCCCCAGCUAGCGGUCCUGCAUCAGCUGGUCCAUUCACUCGUGAAGCUGGAUUCUGGUCCUACUAUGAGAUCUGUGGAUUUUUAAAGGGCACUACCCUCCAGUGGAUUGAGGACCAGAAGGUUCCCUAUGCCACUAAAAACAAUGAGUGGGUGGGCUUUGACACCAGGGAAAGCUAUGAAAUUAAAGUACGCUAUCUGCAGGAGCAGAAAUUUGGUGGUGCUUUUGUGUGGGCUCUUGAUUUGGAUGACUUUGCAGGACGAUUUUGUGGAGUGGGCAACCACCCUCUUCUGUCUCAUCUUCACAAACUUCUCAAUAUUGGUAAAGUACCACCAAUUCCUCCUACCACCACGCCCAAACCUGGUGCGAGCACCACCCCUCGUCCGACCACAGCCACCACUGUCACAACCCAUGCCCCAGGAUCCGGCUUCUGUAACGGCAAACCUGAUGGCCUGUAUCCCCACCCAGAUGACAGAGCCAGCUUCUACAUGUGUGCAGGUGGCAUCACCCAUUUGAAGCAGUGUGGAUCUGGAUCAGUCUUUGAUGAUGGCUGCAAGUGCUGCAUCUGGCCAUGA